Molecule: messenger RNA, 1931 nt
Organism: Bursaphelenchus xylophilus (pine wood nematode)
Lineage: Eukaryota; Metazoa; Nematoda; Chromadorea; Rhabditida; Aphelenchoididae
Source: the annotation of a GenBank genome assembly
AUGCCGCCGAGCCACGAAGGAGCGCCUCAUCAUGAUUCCCGAGCUCGCGAUGACUUAACCGUCUGCCGAAACGGGUUUCGGUGGCUCGUCGCCGAGAUCGCUGCAACUGAUUUUGGAACGGCACACAGCGUGUUUUUGUCGCCCUCAGGUUCGAUGCCUCCGCCUCGUUUUUUUAUUGCCGCCCAGAGGGUCCUCCGGGCGUUGGGGCGCCAAAGUUAUAUCAUCUCGCCCUACUUUUUUGUGAGCUACUUUUUAAUUGUGUCAUGUCACGACAUAUCUCGCUCCUAAUAUGGGUCAGUGUGCUUGGUUGGUUGGCCCGGGCGCAGCAGCGGCCCUUCAACCUGGCCCAUGAGAAUCGGUCGCUGAUUGUGAUGGUCGCACCUUCUGUUUGGUAGGUGGACAAAAAUAAUUGGCUUCCUUUCACCAUAAACUUAACAUUGACAUGUCGUCCACCUAUUUCACAAUAAAUCCAAACUUUCUACUGACUUGCUUUAGGGACAAUGUAUAUCAAGAAGCUUUUCUGGAUAUCAUCAACUUCCAAUUAGAGUUUGCCAAAGCUCUGCAUGAGCAUGAAAAUGUGGUCUUGAUCGCGGACAAACACACAAUGCCCUACUUGGAUGGUCGAGUACCGAAUAUGAAGAACCGUCUUCCUUAUGACGCCUUAAUUGAGGCCAAUUUAUACGACAUCAACGUGCAUGACUACGCGCCGCAAGGAGUGAAAAAUUUAGUCAAGUUCAUUUACAGGUAUUAUAAAUUACGAAACUCCUAUUUCCGAUUACAUAUAUAGUCAUACAGAGCCAUUUUAGGAACAAAAAUAUGGCUGAUAUAUCGGACAAACAAGUGGACGAUGGCUUCAAUCGAUUCCUGAUCGAUAACCGAAUCAGAAUCGACAAAAGAGAAAUGGAUUUGACCUUGUCCGGCAGAGACGUGGUGGAUAAUGGGAUGAAUAAAGCAGUGAUCUCAGAAGUAGGUAAUCCUGGACAACAACAAGAGAUCAUUCUAGAAUGUUCAACGGCUUAAUGAGAACCGACUACCGGACUGGGGCAUCAUGAUCAAGUUGUCCAACGCUUUCCGAAAAGUUAUUACUCUUUCUAAUAAUUUAAUUGAGACUAGCUUAUGGGAUGUAAUGGGUAAUACUAGGAAUCAAGGCGUCAAAUUGACGUAAUUUAAAGCAUGUUAAUUUAGACAGCUUCCCGUACAAUCUAGACAUUAUCCAUUCCAUCCCACUCUAAUAACCCUAAAAGACAUUAUUAAUUAUAAUAAAGCUUUAAUAAUUAAUAAUGUCAACUAGCCACUAACCCAUUAACCAUCUUUUUCCUCGACAAAUUAACCCGGUUUCUUUUCGUUAAGGUGGUGAUGGUGGAGAAGCCUGAGGAUUACGAAACAAUGCGGUUGGAUGACAUCUUUUUGUUUAUCGACGAAGAUGUAAGUCUCUUUAGACAACAUGAAGACCCCAGUUCUAUUACAAUGACAUUCAUUGCUCUCAGAUCCUAGCCAUUCCACCACUCAAGGAGCCGGAGAGAGCCGAAUUGGAGGCCGCGAUCAAGAGGAAAUUCAGGAAUGAGAUCAUUUUAAUCGAUCUGCCUGUCAGUGGGAUCACUCCCAUUGGAAACUGCGGGUUUUAUACAGCGGCAUUGUCUACUGAAAAGUGAGGAAACCCAACCUUGUAUUAUUUUAUUCAUCAUUCCAGAUAUGUUUACGUGCCAGUCUACGGGAACGAUCCCUCAAACUGGAAUCACGGGUUCAGCACAAUGGAUGACAAGAUGGCUCUCAAUAUCAUCGGUGCCAACACGCGGAAGAAGGUGAUCCCAAUCAGUGUCCCCAUGUCAUUUUGCAAAAGAAAUCUUUCCUUGCGAUCAAUAACAUGGACCGUUCAUGGGCAAACUGCGGACCAACUAAUCAGCAUCCCCAGGAGGAAAUUCACAUUGUAA